This is a messenger RNA of Eucalyptus grandis, 1286 nucleotides long. RefSeq names its product OVARIAN TUMOR DOMAIN-containing deubiquitinating enzyme 12. The record is from RefSeq and is a predicted model, not a curated record. Gene Ontology annotation, biological process: protein deubiquitination. Gene Ontology annotation, molecular function: cysteine-type deubiquitinase activity. NCBI's taxonomy places the organism in Eukaryota, Viridiplantae, Streptophyta, Magnoliopsida, Myrtales, Myrtaceae.
GGGGACCGGUCGAAAAUGCACGUCGUGAAGUGCCAAACGAGUGUUUUGGAAUCUUUGGAUUGUGUCUUUCGUUAUGGGUCGCCGGUGGGGCGCAGCUUUCUACCUGCCCCAUUGAAUGAACCGCAUAUCUCAGUGCAGGAAAGAUCUCCAUUGAUUGGUAUCUCUAUCUUUCGAUUUUUCGCUGAAGAGGUGGUCAUACACUUCCUCGUCCUUUCUCCUGAAAUCGCAAGUGACGGACUUUUGUGGAUGUCUAAUAUGUGGAAUGGAACUCAUAGUGUGGGUGAAUGUUCCAGCUCAACUUCUUUAAGCAGUCAACAGGAUCUUGAGGAUGAUCGGAUGAUUGCGCUUGUUCUGUCUGAAGAAUUUGCGAAAGUAGAUGGAGGAGUGGCUAGACGCCUUUCUAAUCUAGCUCCUGUUCGGCACGUUCCCCGCAUAAAUACCUACAUCCAUCUAAGUGAUGCCAGUUUAGAUCACCAGCGACUUCUACAGAGGCUGAAUAUCUAUGGGUUAUAUGAAGUGAAAGUCUCUGGUGAUGGAAAUUGCCAGUUUCGUGCACUGUCAGACCAGAUGUAUAAAUCACCCGAAUAUCACAAGAAUGUCAGGAAGGAAAUAGUGAAGCAGCUUAAAGACUAUCGUUCUUUAUAUGAAGGUUAUGUUCCAAUGAAGUACAAACGUUAUUACAAGAAGAUGGCAAAACUUGGUGAAUGGGGGGACCAUGUUACCUUGCAAGCCGCUGCAGAUAAGUUUGUGGCGAAGAUCUGCCUGUUAACUUCAUUCAGAGAUACAUGUUUUAUUGAAAUAAUGCCCCGAUCUGAGGCGCCCCAACGUGAGUUUUGGUUGAGUUUCUGGUCUGAGGUUCACUAUAAUUCCCUCUACGAAAUACGAGAUGCUCCAAUUCCUCAGAAACCGAAAAAGAAACACUGGUUGUUUUAGAAGAAGCAGGUCGCUCAUGACCUUGCCACCUGCAGGAAACGGGGAAUCAAAUUUAUACAGUCCAUAUACCUUACAUGUUUUUCUUGUUUCUUUUUUUCUUUUGGCUUGUAUAAUAUUUGAUCAUUUUUGUUGAUCACAUAGUGAUAGUAGGUUUAUCAUUGAUGAGGUGCGAUGAUCCACAGGAUACGUUUCAGAUUCAUCAUAGAUUUUUUUUUGAUGAGGUAGAUGAUCUGUUGCAGGCUUCAUUUGAUACCUUUUUCGUUGUUCAUGUACAGUGUUUGAUUUCUUCAGAUUUUUGAAAAAUUUCCUUUGCUCGAUCACAAUACAUUCUUUAUAAUACUUCUUACUAUGAC